GGUUUGUGGGUGGUUGUUGGCCACCACCACCGCCGAAACCAAAGAAAGGAAAGAAGAAAAAAAAAAAAAGUGAAAAAUCGGGGGCACAACGUCGAACGCGGCCCCGCUUGAAAGUCCGGCCGACGCGACGUUUUGAUUCGUCCGCCGUUGCCCGAACAGAGAGCGAACGAUUAAUAAUCCUCUCCUUUACCGGACGGCGACGUGAAAGAGAUUCUAUUAAUAAUUUCAGUUUUCUGUAAACUGCACGUUUGUUAACAUCUUUCGAAACCCCGGUGCCCCGAAAACACCGAACACCGAACGUAAAAAAAGCAACAGCCACCGCACACCCGGGACUCAUCGGCCGAACGCCUCCACGAUCACUUGGUGGUGCGACUGAUUUUUUUUGGCGCCAAAAUUAGGCGAAGCAACCCUUCGGUGUGGUAUGAACGUGCGAUUUGUCGAGGGGGAAGAGUGUUCUAAUUGAUUAGGAGGGAAGAUGCGCUCGGGUUUGUUGUUGGCUUUGGUCCUGGUGCUCGGCUGGGAGGCGGACGCUACGCCUCUUCGGGCCCAGGACGAGGAACAGUUCGACAGGCACCUGGACAAGUUCGUACGGGUGUACUACGAACGGUUCGUGAAGAAUCAGGAGCCCUCGGACGAGGGGAUGCAGGCCGAUCAGCCUGUUGACCAGCAGGCGGACAUGCCGGUGAAGAACCAGACGCAGGACGACUUCCUGCGUGCCAUGAGGAACAGCUACCGCGAAAGAGACGUUGAUUUAAGAACAAAAGACAAUUGGAUCCAACUGCUGAAAAACAAAAUCUUAAUAAACAUCGGACGCGGCAACGCAUCCCUGCUUCAAACCGAAGAAACAACCCUCCCAUUGAAUAUAACCCACCUGAUGUCCGGCUUCAACUCCACCACUAUCGACGAGGAUCAAAUAACCGAGAAAAUAAGGAGUUUUUAUCCGUCCUGCGACGUGCCCCAAAACACCGACCACGAAUUGUGGAGGGAGGAACACGUGAUGAACCUCUACUUCAACUUCGAUUACAACGGUGACUCGAACAUAGCCACCGCCACGUUGAGACUUUACAGGAUUCCCUUGGAGAACAACACGAAGACGGGUGUGAAGAACGAGGACUGCGACACGUCGGUGUCCGAUGAGGAGAAACUGAUCAGGGUUUCCAUUUAUUGGUACACCAAGUCGUUGAAAAAACGUAAAGCCAAACGUCGCCUGUCCGACAGCAAGGUGAUUUCCGAGGCCUCUCUGUGGGUGGAGCUGGACGUGAAGCAAGCCACCAAGGCUUGGAAGAAGGGAAGAAACUUGGGCUUAGCCGUAGUGGUCGAGGAUCAAGAUGGCAACAUACUGAAGGCCGACAAAUACUUCAAAGGAGCGAUUUGCAGGGUUGGCGCGUCAACCCCCAAACCGAUACCAACAAUCAUCGUCGACGCUGUUCGAAAAAACAACGAACAGUCUAGACUUCAUGACUUAUCUGGAAACGGUACAGCGUCAGCCUUUCAUAGUGAUCUACAACUGCUACCGAUCAUAGACGUUUGCACCCUGGAAUUUCCGGAAAAUCAAUCGGUACUGCUCGCCUCACAAAUCGGUUCGCUGCGCAUCACCGCCUGCAACCUGAAGAAGUUUCACGAGCAAGCGGAGAAAAUAGCGGAGAAGGAGCGUCUGGAGCGGCUCGUCACGUUGCCCAUACCGUCCAACCGUCACAUCCGGCACCAGAGACAGCACCUGGCCAACAAGCAGCACCAGGACGUGCAGGAGAAGAACUUCGAUCCACGUUCCAGGAUAGUCAACUCGAGGAUACUGUGGACGAACGAGGAGCUCCAGAGGUUGCCCCUCAACUUCAAUCAGACCAACAGAUAAAUUCGAGUGUACACGAUCGAUUAUCGGAAAUUUUGUUUAGCCCUAGCAUAUUAUAGAAUUAUAAGACUGUUUAGAUUAGCGUUACUAUGUAUCCACGUGUGGAGAUUUGUUCUAUUGUAUAUAAUUAAGUAUUUAAACAAUCACUUAGUUUAGGAUUGAUAUUUACACGUACUUAAUUAGGGUGUUUCAAUUAACUUUUAUUAAGUUUUUUUAUUUGUAUCACAUAUUUCAUUAUUAAUUUGUAUUGUGUAUGUAUAUAUAUUUUUUUAGGUCCGUAGUUGUCUUAGCGAUUUAUUUAUAUUUUCAUUAACUGUAUAUAUGUAUAUUAAAUUUUAUUUGAAUAGACUUUUUUUGUAGACA
Messenger RNA from Aethina tumida (small hive beetle), 2212 nucleotides. RefSeq lists its product as uncharacterized. The record is from RefSeq and is a predicted model, not a curated record. NCBI's taxonomy places the organism in Eukaryota, Metazoa, Arthropoda, Insecta, Coleoptera, Nitidulidae. The transcript is spliced from 6 exons. Bases 476 to 1852 code for a protein of 458 amino acids.